Messenger RNA from Otolemur garnettii (small-eared galago), 1955 nucleotides. RefSeq names its product store-operated calcium entry associated regulatory factor (gene SARAF). Gene Ontology annotation, cellular component: endoplasmic reticulum membrane. NCBI's taxonomy places the organism in Eukaryota, Metazoa, Chordata, Mammalia, Primates, Galagidae. The transcript has 6 exons. The record is from RefSeq and is a predicted model, not a curated record. The coding region runs from base 155 to 1177 and encodes 340 amino acids. Gene Ontology annotation, biological process: regulation of store-operated calcium entry.
AGGUUGGCGCACGGACCUGCUGCGGCUGCGGCGCUGCAGUCAGACGGUUCCUUGGCUGCCACCAGAGCUCCUAGCGUCGUUGCGCAGCGCGCUUCCGCAGCCCGCCUGCGGCCCGUCGGCGUCUGGCAGCCGUGCGCCAUCUUCACCCAGCGCCAUGGCCGUGGCCGGCGGGCUGGGAGGAUCCCAGCGCUGUCCCUUCCUCGGCCUGCUUUUGCUUCUGCUGAUUGCGGGCCCUGCCUUGGGCAGGAACGACCCUGACAGAAUUUUGUUGCGGGAUGUGAAAGCUCUUACCCUCCACUAUGACCGAUACACCACCUCCCGCAGGCUGGAUCCGAUCCCACAGUUGAAAUGUGUUGGAGGCACAGCUGGUUGUGAUGCCUACACACCAAAAGUCAUACAGUGUCAGAACAAAGGAUGGGAUGGUUAUGAUGUACAGUGGGAAUGUAAGACUGAUUUAGACGUUGCCUAUAAAUUUGGAAAAACUGUGGUGAGCUGCGAGGGCUAUGAAUCCUCUGAAGACCAGUAUGUACUAAGAGGAUCCUGUGGCUUGGAGUAUAAUUUAGAUUACACGGAACUUGGCCUGAAGAAAUUUAAAGAGUCUGGAAAACACCAUAGCUUUGCCGCUUUCUCUGAUUAUUACAACAAGUGGUACUCUGCAGAUGCCUGCAGCACGGGGGGCCUGAUUACCAUCGUGGUGCUGCUGACUAUUGCCUUUGCAGUGUAUAAGUUGUUCCUUAGCGAUGGUCAGUGUUCUCCUCCACCAUACUCUGAGUAUCCUCCAUUUUCCCACCAUUAUCAGAGAUUCACCAACUCAGCAGGACCUCCUCCCGCAGGCUUUAAGUCUGAAUUCACAGGACCACAGAAUACUGGCCGUGGUGCGACUUCUGGCUUUGGUAGUGCUUUCACAGGACAACAAGGACAUGAAAAUUCAGGCCCAGGGUUCUGGACUGGCCUGGGAACUGGAGGAAUAUUAGGAUAUUUGUUUGGCAGCAAUAGAGCGGCCACACCUUUCUCGGACUCGUGGUACUACCCAGCCUGCCCUCCACCCUACUCCGGCACGUGGAAUGGUCGCGCUUCCUCACCACUUCGUGGCAGCUCAGGUGGCUACUCAGCCUGUGCAAACGCAGAAACGAAAACCAGAACUGCAUCAGGAUAUGGUGGUACCAGAAGACGCUAAAGUUGAAAAUUGAAGUCCAACAUUGAACGCAAAAUUUCUGCUCUUUCAUCAUUUUCUCUUUAGAAAAAGUGCUGCCUGCUACCAUCUGGUGAAAGAGAAUCUUCACAGUCCUGUGGUGUUUUGCCCCAUACAGCCUUUUGUAUACUAUUAUUUGAGGCCAAGUGUUGAUGUGUGACAAAGUACUUCUGUAUUGUGUGUUAGUGUAACACGCAGGUGUACAUUGCAGUUUUGGAAAGUGAUGUUUAGUCUGGAAUAUUGAAAAUAUAUUAUUUAAUUUCUAAAACUUCUUGUAAGAAGCAUUGAGAAUGAAGGCGUUAUGGAAACUGAGCACAGACAGUUUCAGUCGUAGAUGGGUUGUGGUUGAUGAGUUAUUACCUCCUAGAGAUGAUAAUAUUCUAUUUGGCAUUAUAUUUUUUGGUGUUUGCUGUUCUUUAAACAUUUAAACCAAGCUUUGGACUACUAAUUAUGCUAAUUUGUGGGUUCUGACCCCUUUUGAUCUCUAGAACUUCAAGUCCUUCAGUGGUGGUGGCCUUCUGGUAAGAAUUACCUUUCUUUCUUAGGAAAAGGUAGAAAAUAAGUAUCCAGAAGGUUGUUGUGAAUAAUCGUGAGGUGACAAAAAUGCUUGAAAUCUCCAUAUUUCUCUAGUUCCCAAGAGGUAAAGUUCAAAUGCUUCAAUAAAGUCUUGUAAUAGCAAAAGCAUGCAGUUUUCUGUGGAAUCUCAACUAUUGUUAUAACAGUCUGUUUCAAUCUUAAAUUAAAAUGACAGCAUAUAUAAAAA